GUGGCCGCUCUGUUCUCAGGACACUUCCUCAUUCUGCAGCUGCUUCUCUCAUGACUGGAGUCCCAGGUCGGCUGCGAUCACAGGACGGGGGAACAGCAUGAAUCAGGUGGUGGAAAACUUGAGGGGCUUCUUGGCCAGAGUGGAGUCUGCAAAAUACAAUGGGGGUGAGGAUUCCCUGGGCAAGGAGUUUCAGGAAAUCAAGAAUCGCUCCGCAGCUUUUCGGCAGGAGGGCAGCUAUUCCACAGAUACGGGGGGAAGCCAGGAAAACCUGAAAAAGAACAGAUACAAGGACAUCCUGCCAUAUGAUCAGACCCGUGUUCCGGUCACGCUGCUUGAGGAGGACGCUGGAUCUGAUUACAUUAAUGCCAGCUUCAUACAGGGUGUAGAUAAGCAGCCCCGGUACAUCGCCACGCAGGGGCCCCUGAGCCACACCGUGCUGGACUUCUGGAGGAUGAUAUGGCAGUACAAUGUUAAGGUGAUCGUCAUGGCGUGCCGAGAGGUGGAACUGGGAAAGAAAAAAUGUGAGCGCUACUGGCCGUUAGACCAAGAGACCGUCCAGUACGGAGUGUUCACUGUCAGCACGGUGUCAAAAGUCAUCGUGAACCCGGAGGUGGUGUUUCGUAAUCUGGCGGUUUACUUUCAGGAGGAAGUCCGAGAGGUGGGACACUUCCAGUACAUAGCCUGGCCUGACCGCGGGAUACCCGACUCGUACACCUGCUUCCUCAAAAUGAUCCAGCUGGUCCGUCGCCACCAAGGAGAACACAAGGCCCCGAUGUGUGUCCACUGCAGUGCAGGUUGUGGCCGCACCGGCGUUAUCUGUACGGUGGAAUACAUCCAGAGCCUUCUAGAUAAGCAGAGGGUCCCCAGUGACUUCAGCAUCUUUGAAGUGGUCAUGGAAAUGAGACGCCAGAGACCGUCCGCUGUGCAGACCAAGGAACAGUACGACUUCCUCUACCACGCCAUUACUGAGAUGUUUGAGAAGCAGCUAAAAGAAUAUUACAGCUAUGAAAACCUGCAAGAGUACAAAGCCCCGUUCUACGCGGACGCGGGAGCCCUGAAAACAACAAACCGGAUCCAGAUCCACACCAGGCAGAAGGACGUCGGUUUACGUGUAUCUCUGCCCCCGGCUCAGCCCGAAAUGAGCAACAUAUACGCUGUGGUGAAUAAAAAAGCCACCGCUCAGGUGUCCUCUCCUGGAAGUAAGUCCCUGGAUCUACGGAGCCAGACGUCCUCUCAUGUCCAGUAUGACAAUGUCAGACUACGUCUGUCGCCUACCGCUACGUCCGUGGAUCCACUGUAUAUUCCUAAAGCCAACAGGACGUCCAACAUGAGUCCCUUUUCUUCUUCCUAUUCUUUGGCUGGAAACCCGUCUCCUCCCGAGGUGGACCCUGACGAAUACAGUCAGGUCACCGCACCGAGUGCAGUCCCAUCUUAUAACCAUCAGAAGUUAGAGAACAAGUGGAGUCAGCCCGUAUCCAGUGCGUAUGCGGAGGUAUCAGACAGGCCAGAUAAAUCUCUUGACAACUACGAGACUGUGACGGAUUCUUCCAAAGGAUGUAUGCCAGCAGCUAUAUCCGGCAUAGGAUUUAACUGCCGUAUAGGUAAACCUAAAGGACCCCGUGACCCCCCCGCUGAAUGGAGCCGAUGAGCCAUCACUAGACUAUAUAACGUAAAGGCGUUUCAGGCUGUUCGCUCGCGCUGUGUGAUAUUCCACGGACUGGUCACCCUUAUGGACAAACAGCAUGUGAAGUGCCUAAGAAGAUGGACGGGGGUCCUGAGCUGACAUCAAUGGAUUGUCUGUGUGUGUGAUGGUUGUGUGCUGCCAUGUACGGAGCAUGAAAUACAUGUUGGCGGAUGUAUCUGUA
Messenger RNA from Bufo gargarizans (Asiatic toad), 1865 nucleotides. RefSeq names its product protein tyrosine phosphatase non-receptor type 18 (gene PTPN18). Gene Ontology annotation, biological process: peptidyl-tyrosine dephosphorylation. Gene Ontology annotation, molecular function: non-membrane spanning protein tyrosine phosphatase activity. The record is from RefSeq and is a predicted model, not a curated record. Bases 98 to 1648 code for a protein of 516 amino acids. The transcript is spliced from 17 exons. Gene Ontology annotation, cellular component: nucleus; cytoplasm. NCBI's taxonomy places the organism in Eukaryota, Metazoa, Chordata, Amphibia, Anura, Bufonidae.